Messenger RNA from Penicillium daleae, 852 nucleotides. RefSeq lists its product as uncharacterized. The record is from RefSeq and is a predicted model, not a curated record. The transcript has a single exon. NCBI's taxonomy places the organism in Eukaryota, Fungi, Ascomycota, Eurotiomycetes, Eurotiales, Aspergillaceae. The coding region runs from base 1 to 852 and encodes 283 amino acids.
AUGCCUCAAACUCCCACGUCGAAUGUUGAAAAGGCCCAGACGCUGAUUGCGGCCGCGAAACAACCGCCACAGGACCCAAGAAAUACGCAGAAACAAACUGCCAAGCCAGCUCAGUACCCUUCGCAAGCCCAGGCUAACGCUUCCCUGCAAAACGGGGUGUCACAAGCUCCCGCACCAGCAGACUUCACUUCAUACGCAAACGUCCAACAGAAACAGAGGGAAACCGUCCAAAGCUACUCCAGACGCCUGCAAGCCUCAGCUCCCUUUAACAAGGCACUUGGACUCAAUGAUCAGAUGGGCUUUCUGAAAAAGGGAGUGGUCUCAUCUAUCCGAAACCGAGCACAUCGCCCAUUCUCUUACUACAAAACCUAUGAUGAGUACGUUACCUACCUGCAGGAUAUCGAGGAUACCCUCCCGCAGCGACUAGCGGAGCUAAAUGGGGAACCUCUGCAAGGCCAAUCCAAGCCUGGGUCUAGCCGAGGUCCCAUUUCGGACGAAAAGAAUGGUAGCCAGAUAUCUCAACUCUCACCAUCGAGCGGCCCUAGGGGGCGCUCACCUGCCCGUGCAGCGAAAGCUCAAGGCAAAAAUCAUCAGGUUCCCCACGACUUACCAGCCCGAGCGGAGAAUGGCCCGACAUCCCCAACUGCGCGCAAAUCAGUGCCGCAUAGAAUGUCGUCGCCGGUUCCACCGGAGCCAGCAGUCAAAUCUACCGAUGGCAGAGACUGGUGGGCCUGCCGGAACUUCAUUGGCGCUUUGGAGACUCACUUCAAAAAAUACCAUCAAUACUACACCGAGGAACGAAAGGUAGCCACCGGUCGGCGUUACAUUGACUCCUCUCUGAGGGGGAAUUGA